AUGUCGACUACGUGGGAGUUUCUGGAGCCUUGGCGCUCUGUAUUGCGCGACAAUUCAAGAGAAGGAUCUGCGCACGUCUCCGAAUCGGUUCUCGAAGUGGCGUUUGUCGUUCCAGGCCGGCACCCAUUGGCUGAAGGGAAAAGCAUUUACCUUGAAAUUUCGGGAGACCAGUGCAGUGCGCAAGCUUCGAGGAGGCUACAGCAGCUUCGGGAGGACAUGGAGCUGUUCACACUGCUCUCGGUUGUGGACAAUGAAGCAUGCAAUAAGCUCGUUUUCGCGGGAACUGCAACCCCGUCCGUUUACUUUCCAGAAUGGGAGUUCCGACUCGCUGAGAGUUCGUCGUCAAAGAUACCCCAGAUUCCAGUCACGUGGGGCGCUUUGCUCGGGUUUUCGGAUGGUUCGUGGGGGUAUUCGCCUGGGUUUCUUGCAGCUGUCCAAAACCUAGAGGCAAUGGGAGUGGACCCGUAUAUUAAAACGAGUGAGGAUGAGCGGUCUGCGAUUUAUUGGACGGCUAGACUAGGAGGAUCAAAAGUAUUUGGCAGGCAGAAGUCCGACGAACCUGCAGACCUAUCGACUUCUCCUCGUGUCCAACUUCGAAGACUAUUCAAUGCCAAUGUUCCUCCAAUUGUGGAGCUGGCUACGGGCUGUGGUGGAGCUCCGCUUGCUGCUCCUUCGAUCCCGCCACUCGUCCCAGAGCUGGCGGUUGCACUGACUAGAACCGCAACACAAUACCUUUCACUGGACCUCGAAAAUGCUACGAUUAAUUCACACCAAGCCAUGGUGAAUGCUGGUCUUUUGCUGAGCACGUUGAUAUGGAAUUCCAGUAAGAGUUCGAGAACUAGACCUAUGAUGCUCUGGGUCGCUGAUCUUUCAACGGAGGCAGAUGUGACAUACAAUUCAGUAAGCUCGGAGCGAUGGCCCUGGCUGAUAUACGCGUUGUGCUGUGGAUCUUCAGACACCAUUGUCACGGUAGUCACGAUUUCGGUGAACAACUAUCCUCUCCCAAUCUUAGAAGCGAAUGGAAGGGGCUCCCACGCGUACGGGUUUGUGGACAUUCGAGAAGGGACCGAGCUGUAUCCAUCUGGAGUAAAUGAUGGCAGUGGCAAUAGCUUUGUUUUAUCUAGAGCCCGUCCCUUCCGAGCACUCUACGACCCAACAUAUAAUGGAUCCUGGGUCAACUUCGUCGUCCCUGGAUACGGAAUGUGCCAUGCGAAACUUGAACAUGGCGUGAAAUUUACACCCGAUCCUGAGGAUCCAGUUUGCAGAGAGAGACGAAUUAGCGGGUCGCUGGCACUAAACUUUGUCACGUUCGAGACCCCUGCUGUGCUGAUGGAGUUGCUGACGCUGGUAACCCGCGGCCUGCGUUCGUUAAGACUACUUGCUAACGACGACGCUGCAGCGUCGAUGGGUAUCGAUCUAUCCGCGCUGUCUUCGGCAUGUCCCGGUCUUCAACAUUUGUCGAUUACAAAAUAUGGUGUAGUGGUGUCUGACCACGGCGGGUCUUUACGUCGUUGGCCUAUCAAGACGAUCGCCUUACGAGAAUACUUGUCUGACUUGAUCGGAUGCUUGAGGGACACCACGCUACGAAUGGCUCGAUCGUCAAGGUUGAAGUGA
Messenger RNA from Phytophthora sojae, 1614 nucleotides. RefSeq lists its product as hypothetical. The coding region runs from base 1 to 1614 and encodes 537 amino acids. NCBI's taxonomy places the organism in Eukaryota, Oomycota, Peronosporomycetes, Peronosporales, Peronosporaceae. The transcript has 5 exons. The record is from RefSeq and is a predicted model, not a curated record.